Oxyura jamaicensis (ruddy duck) is the source of this 628-nucleotide messenger RNA. RefSeq names its product ribosomal protein S23 (gene RPS23). Gene Ontology annotation, cellular component: cytosolic small ribosomal subunit; ribosome. Lineage: Eukaryota; Metazoa; Chordata; Aves; Anseriformes; Anatidae. The record is from RefSeq and is a predicted model, not a curated record. The transcript has 4 exons. Gene Ontology annotation, molecular function: structural constituent of ribosome. Gene Ontology annotation, biological process: translation. Bases 147 to 578 code for a protein of 143 amino acids.
GCGGCCGCCUCAGCGGUGCCGGGCGGCAGCUGCCGGCCCCGCAGUCAGGCGCGGCGCGGGCAGCCCGCGGGGGCCUCGCGGGCGGGUGUAGGCGGCGCGGCGCGGGGGAGCCGCUUCCUUUUGCGCUCGGCAGCCGCGGAGGAAGGAUGGGGAAGUGCCGUGGGCUCCGCACCGCCAGGAAGCUGCGCAGCCACCGCCGCGACCAGAAGUGGCACGACAAGCAGUACAAGAAGGCGCACCUGGGCACGGCGCUGAAGGCCAACCCCUUCGGCGGCGCCUCGCACGCCAAGGGCAUCGUCCUGGAGAAAGUUGGAGUAGAAGCUAAACAGCCCAACUCUGCCAUCAGGAAAUGCGUAAGAGUCCAACUGAUCAAGAAUGGCAAAAAAAUAACAGCCUUCGUUCCUAACGAUGGUUGCCUGAACUUCAUUGAGGAAAACGAUGAAGUGCUGGUUGCUGGUUUCGGUCGGAAGGGUCAUGCUGUUGGUGACAUUCCUGGAGUUCGCUUCAAGGUUGUCAAAGUAGCCAACGUUUCUCUUUUGGCCUUGUACAAGGGCAAGAAAGAGAGACCCCGAUCAUAAACUGAAGUUAACUUGCCAAGAAUAACAAUAAAUUUUUUUGAUUGGAAAAA